AUGUCGGCGUCAGCGUACAUCAAGGGACAGAUGACGAAGGCAGCCAAUGCCUUGAAGGAGAAGGUGAAAGCGGCUGAGAAGAUUCUAGUCGAGGUCAGAGAGAUGGAAAUGGAACCCAAGGAAGACAAGAGUGUUAUGGCGAAAAAGCAACACCUGAUCGUGGAUACAGUGGUAAGUUUGAAUCAUCUGGCGAACAUCCUCAAGAGUACUUGGCAACGCGGAGAAAAUCAUGUCGACGAAAUGGAGGAUGAGAAGAAGCACUACGAUGUACUACAGGACUUCCUGAACCACUGGGAAGCGAACCAAGCGGAGCAACUUCUCAUGGAAGCUCAGGUGUUAGUUUCAAAAUUAGAAGCUUUUCGUCAACAAGAUAAAGACAAACAAAAUAAUACACAAAUUUUACAAUUAGAUAAUAGCAUUCAAUUACCUAGGUUAGAAAUUCCAUUUUUUGACGGGGAUAUGGUUGAGUUCCCAGAGUUCUGGGAGUUGUUCUCUAUAGCCGUUCAUAAUAAUCCAGCCUUAGUUCCUUCCUCAAAGUUCGUCCAUCUUAAGAGCAAGCUUCGUGGUAAGGCAAAGGACCUGAUUGCAUCAGUACAGUUAUCCGCCGAGAAUUAUCCGAGAGCAGAGACCGAGGUUUUGGCAGCGGCUUCGGCGCCAGGCGUGGAGAAGAAGUCUAAGGGCGCAGGAAUGAAAGAAGAGAUGGAUACAUCGGAGGUCAGCAAGGAAAAUCCAUCUUUAGUUCACAACGUUGACCCAUGGGAAUGGCAACCAACUUCACGAUGCGCCCACAUCACGCCGCCUCAAGCCGGCUAG
Molecule: messenger RNA, 813 nt
Organism: Ostertagia ostertagi
Lineage: Eukaryota; Metazoa; Nematoda; Chromadorea; Rhabditida; Trichostrongylidae
Source: the annotation of a GenBank genome assembly